This is a messenger RNA of Somion occarium, 1087 nucleotides long. The record is from the annotation of a GenBank genome assembly. NCBI's taxonomy places the organism in Eukaryota, Fungi, Basidiomycota, Agaricomycetes, Polyporales, Cerrenaceae.
GCGCAUACUCUAGACCCACUUCUUAUCCUGCAUCGUCACCUGAAUUCAUAGUACAGUAUGAGCACGAAACACGGGAUCAUACCUGAGGCUGACAAGCUCGCUAUCACACCCAUCGAUGAGAGCUUGUACUCUCUCGAACCGAAUGAACUCGAGUUCUUCAAGUCCUGGACGAAGAUUCAGGAUGAAGAGGAGCUAAAGCGCCAUAUCUUGAAGAGUCAGGCUGACGCAUAUGCUGUUUAGCCUUAUCCAUGCAUUCGCCGAUUCUCUUUCACGAAAUUGAAGAUCUCUCGCUUCCCGGCGUACCAGGACUUACUCCGACUUGGCAGGGAGCGUCCAGGCGCGCUUUUCAUAGAUCUUGGAUGUUGCUAUUGUGUUCUACAGUUGGUAAUGACGUCAGAAAAGCAGUAGCAGACGGCUUUCCGGUACAACAAGCUUUGGCAUCCGACCUCCGUCCAGAAUUCUGGGAGCUUGGGCACCAGCUGUUCAAGGACACCAAGGAGACCUUUCCUGUCCCCUUCAUACCCGGUGACGUCUUCGAUAUCAACUUUCUCCCAGACGAAGCCCGUAAAGCAGAUACGACAACGGAGCUUCCACCUCUAUCAAGCUUGACAAAAUUGACGCCACUUCUGGGGCGCCUGUCUGCCAUCCAUACUUCCGCGUUCUUCCAUUUGUUUGACGAGGAGCAACAAUUCCACCUCGCGAAAAAAGUCGCUUCGCUCCUCUCCGCUGAACCCGGAUCGAUCAUAUUCGGCGCGCACGUUGGUAGGUCCCAGAAGGGAUACCGUACCGAGGUCCCAGUAUUGGGCGUACGAACGCAAGCUAUGUUCUGUCACGGUCCCGAGAGCUGGGUGGAGAUGUGGGAGAAACAGGUCUUCCAGCCAGGCCAAGUCCGAGCUUGGGCAACGUUGAAGGAAGUCGAAAGACCUGAAUUCGCCCCAGUCACAGAGGGGAAGUUCUAUCUUUUGGUGUGGUCCGUUACAAGGCUCUAGAAUGUUUCCUUCCCUUCAGAUUCUGUUCGUACGAUGUAAAGGUAGACAAAGCCCACCUCGGCGCGCUGGUGAAUGAUGAUUGGUAUCUAUGAGAUAUG